This is a messenger RNA of Fimicolochytrium jonesii, 1332 nucleotides long. Its product is annotated as Diaminopimelate epimerase-like protein. Gene Ontology annotation, biological process: biosynthetic process. NCBI's taxonomy places the organism in Eukaryota, Fungi, Chytridiomycota, Chytridiomycetes, Spizellomycetales, Powellomycetaceae. Gene Ontology annotation, cellular component: cytoplasm. The record is from RefSeq and is a predicted model, not a curated record. Bases 156 to 1157 code for a protein of 333 amino acids. The transcript has a single exon. Gene Ontology annotation, molecular function: isomerase activity.
CUCGCUCAUCAAGCCCAUCAUCGUGCGUUAAAAAGGACCUGUCCUCCCCAUCUCAUCAGGUAUGCGCCCGUAGGCGUCAGCCUUACGCAGCACUGUCUUCUCCUCUUUCUCUUCACCUGGCUCACUCUCGUUCUCAAUAUCGCAGUCAGACCGUCAUGACCGACAUACCCACUUCCAGCGACCCCCGUUCCCUCGCUUUCGACACACUCGACGUCUUCACUAGCGCUCCUUUCGCGGGCAACCCACUGGCCGUCGUCCACCUCCGCAGUGCUGAGACGAAUCGCUCGUCUCAGCAGCAGAAGCAGAUCAUCGCCCGGGAGUUCAACUUGUCCGAAACGGUCUUCAUCCAUCAUGACGAGAGCUCCCUCAGCAAUUAUGACACGGAGCACCACGGCACUUGGAAGAUCGACAUCUUCAUGACGAAUCAGGAGCUACCUUUGGCAGGUCAUCCCGUCAUCGGAAGUGCAUGGUGGCUGGCCCACACCUACGCGGAUUUGCAAAGCGCUACGUUGCUUUGCAAAGCUGGACCGGUGCAUAUCAAGGUCGAUCGAAGCGUGACCCCCUUCCGAGUGGCUGCCUCAAUGCCACAGGCGCUGCGGAUACUGCAAGCCGGUCCGAAUUUGCAGGAUAUUCUGCAAAUGCAACGAGGAUUGGUGCCCCAUACAUCUGCUCUUCAGAAUGCCAGGCCGGGCCAAGAGCGCUUCCCCGUGGUACAACUAGUGCCAGGGAUGACAUUUGCUCUGGUCGAACUCCCUUCCGGAGAAGCCCUUGACACCAUUGCCCCAACUCCCACUCGAGUCACUGUGCCAAGUGAAGAGGGUUUCAUUGCGAUGUAUCUAUACACCCUCCGUCGCGAGGCCGCAAAACGUUUCACUCUCCACACCCGUAUGAUCGAGCAGUUUCUAGAAGACCCGGCCACCGGGUCCGCUGCUUGCACUCUCAGCGGCUACCUAGCACUCCAGGCGGUGGGCGCCGAUGCUUCCGCACUGGCAGACGUGGAAACUCCUUGGGAGUUCAACAUUACCCAGGGCGAGAAGAUGGGCCGCAAGAGUGACAUUCAUGUCAAGGUGUGGAUCGAUGUGGAAGGGACUAUCAAGGAGAUCCAGUUGGGUGGGUCUGCCGUUCAGGUCAUGAAUGGAACGCUGUGGUCUCGCUAGGUAGUAGAUAGGGACAAAAUGACGUAUGGAGGAUAUUUUCCCCUUGGAGUAGUAGUAGCAAGCAAUCUGUAUCUUGCUGUACAGUACAUACCAUCAUAAUGGACAUAGCUGGGAGCUGAGCGUAUCAUAGUAUACGGUGGGUAUGGAACGCGUUACGGAGGAAACGGAAAACGCG